Molecule: messenger RNA, 5974 nt
Organism: Macaca mulatta (Rhesus monkey)
Lineage: Eukaryota; Metazoa; Chordata; Mammalia; Primates; Cercopithecidae
Gene: NAT10
Product: N-acetyltransferase 10
Biological process (GO): rRNA acetylation involved in maturation of SSU-rRNA
Cellular component (GO): nucleolus; 90S preribosome
Molecular function (GO): 18S rRNA cytidine N-acetyltransferase activity; tRNA binding; ATP binding
Source: RefSeq, a predicted model, not a curated record
AACCUGUUGUUUGGGGUGGGGAUGGUGGCCCACUUAAUAAAGUUGCCAUUUAAAUAACAUUCAAUGCAAUGCUGAGAACAACAUACGGACCAAGAGAUGGUACGGAGGCUUGUUGGAGUGGUCCAUGUGAGAAAUAAUGGAUUCCAACUUAAGGUGGAGAUGGGGUGGUGGUGGUGAAUGGAUUCUGUAGAUACCCUAUCUCACUGGUCACGACUCGGUAUCCUUUGCUGAUUUCUCCAGGCCUUGGAUGUCAGACUCUCAGUAUUCCAAGUCAACUCCUUGAUUACCCAACACCAGUUGCUCAGAGCAAAUGUUUUGGGUGCCAUCUUCAAUUUACUUUUAUACCCUGUAUCUAAUCCUUAAGUGAGUUCACGUAGUUUAACUUGAAUAUCCAGUUAUCUAAUACUUUUAACCACUGCCACGACUACCAUCCUAGCACAGGUGACUACAAUAGCUUAUAAUUGUUCUCCCGUUUUCUACCGUUGCCUUCCUGUGGUUUAGUUUUUUGGCUAAGAGCCUUUUAAGAGGGCAAAGCACAUUUUCUCAUUUCCCUGUCCCCCACAAACUCCAGUGGUUUCUCAUGAUGACUAGAAUUAAAUUCUAAAUCUGGUCCUUCACUUGCCCACUGCUUUGGCCACAGACUGCUUUGCCAGGACUUCUUCCCCAUCUUGGAGCUUUUGUAUGUACAUCUUUGGCAUGGGGGAGCAUUUCACUCAGAUACUGUCAGGGCUUAUUCUUUAUAAAUUUUAGGUCCUUGUUUCAUCCAGUGUCACCCCGUCCCCCGUCAGAGGCCUUCCGUGUUCGCUUCUAAAAUAGUGCCCUUAGUUACUUCACUCACUGGAUACUUUUGCUUAAUAGCAUUUAAAACAACCUAGAAUUAACCACGAGGGGCAGUAACAUUUUGGUCACUAUCCCUUGUGAGCAGAAUAGUGCAUGGGCAUAUUGACAUUUUGCUGAAUGAACUAAAAAAUUUCAUGAUGAAUGUUGGAUUAAAUGGGUGGUGCUGCUGAUGACAUUAAAAUUGGAAGUGUCUUAUCUGGGGAAGGGGUUUGCAUUCAGACAUCUGCGGUAUCCAGGAGGAAACAUCAAGCAGUUGAUAAUGCUUUUUGAAGUUCAGCGAUCUGCCCCAAAGUCAAGAAUGCAACACGCUAUGUAUAGGUUGUCCUUGUAGUCAUGUUCUUGGAGUUUACUGGAAGCCCAGGGGGAGUAAUUUCAUUUGACUUUGCAGGCCUAAUGGGAGCCUGCAAAGUACAGAGGCCGCAGUCAUGGGUAGAUUACAGGAUUCCCAUCUGUAAGAUCAGUACUGUGGGGGUGGAGGGACAAGCGAGACCAAUAAAAUAGGUCUGUCGGCCGAGUUUCCUCAACUUACGGGGAUCGGUUAAAUUGAGCACAUAGCUGGAUCCGUCGCGUCUCGCGUACCCAGGCUGACGCUGAAAACCCUGGACCUAGUGGGCAGGCCCUGGGGGUGCGGACAUCUAUUUUGCCCUUCUCAGCCAAGGUACCUUAGUUCGGAUAUGAUGAGCGUGAAGAGGCAAACCGCACCCAAUACCCCAGCUACCGCGAGCUGUGAGACUAAAAUGCGCAACCGCAGUGGACAUCUAGACCCCAGCUCCGCCUCCGGUGGCUUACGUCAUUACUCAGCGACAGCCUUGAGGAAGGUCCCUUCUCGCUCGCCAUCGCUGCGACUGUAAUGCGCUUGCGCACGUGCAGUGUACCAGUGCCUCAGAGCGGCGCGUGCCGCGGAGCCAGGCCAAGUCCGAGACCCGGUCACCAGGCAUCCGCUAGGGGCAGUUAGUUGUGCCUUCUCUUUCGGAGUUGUUCCGUGCUCCCACGUGCUUCUGCUUCUCCACUGGCUGGGAUCCGCCGGGCUCGGGACGCAGGUACCCAACGCGGGAUGGCCGCGUAUGGAUGCCAAGAUCGGUGUCUGUGUUCUUCCUGUCCCGAGAGGGGACCGGCCUCAGGAUGAAGGCUCUGCAUCCGGACGGAUACCUGGCCUACGCCGACUGUCCUCCACCCCUCUUUUGGGGCGCUCCUAGAUAACAGAAUCACCUCUCCAAUACGCAGCCGCUCUGGGCGCGUGCUUCUCGAGCAUCCUCGGGGAUUGCGUGGCUUGAUACUCACCCGCUAAGUGCCUGUAACUGGGGAGUCGGGUUGAAUGGUAAUAAUUUUUCACCAUGCAUCGGAAAAAGGUGGAUAACCGAAUCCGGAUUCUCAUUGAGAAUGGGGUAGCUGAGCGGCAAAGAUCUCUCUUUGUUGUAGUCGGGGAUCGAGGAAAAGAUCAGGUGGUAAUACUUCAUCACAUGUUAUCCAAAGCAACUGUGAAGGCUCGGCCUUCAGUGCUGUGGUGUUAUAAGAAAGAGCUGGGGUUUAGCAGUCACCGGAAGAAAAGAAUGCGACAGCUGCAGAAGAAAAUAAAGAAUGGAACGUUGAACAUAAAGCAGGAUGACCCCUUUGAACUCUUCAUAGCAGCCACAAACAUUCGCUACUGCUACUACAAUGAGACCCACAAGAUCCUGGGCAAUACCUUCGGCAUGUGUGUGCUGCAGGAUUUCGAAGCCUUAACUCCAAACUUGCUGGCCAGGACCGUAGAAACAGUGGAAGGUGGUGGGCUAGUGGUCAUCCUCCUACGGACCAUGAACUCACUCAAGCAAUUGUACACAAUGACCAUGGAUGUGCAUUCCAGGUACAGAACUGAGGCCCAUCAGGAUGUGGUGGGAAGAUUUAAUGAAAGGUUUCUUCUCUCUCUGGCCUCUUGUAAGAAGUGUCUCGUCAUUGAUGACCAGCUCAAUAUCCUGCCCAUCUCCUCCCAUGUUGCCACCAUUGAGGCCCUGCCUCCCCAGACUCCGGAUGAGAGUCUUGGUCCUUCCGAUCUGGAGCUGAGGGAGUUGAAGGAGAGCUUGCAGGACACCCAGCCUGUGGGUGUGUUGGUGGACUGCUGUAAGACUCUAGACCAGGCCAAAGCGGUCUUGAAAUUUAUUGAGGGCAUCUCUGAAAAGACCCUGAGGAGUACUGUUGCACUCACAGCUGCCCGAGGACGGGGAAAAUCUGCAGCCCUGGGAUUGGCGAUUGCUGGGGCGGUGGCAUUUGGGUACUCCAAUAUCUUUGUUACCUCCCCAAGCCCUGAUAACCUCCAUACUCUGUUUGAAUUUGUAUUUAAAGGAUUUGAUGCUCUGCAAUAUCAGGAACAUCUGGAUUAUGAGAUUAUCCAGUCUCUAAAUCCUGAAUUUAACAAAGCAGUGAUCAGAGUGAAUGUAUUUCGAGAACACAGGCAGACUAUUCAGUAUAUACAUCCUGCAGAUGCUGUGAAACUGGGCCAGGCUGAACUAGUUGUGAUUGAUGAAGCCGCCGCCAUCCCCCUCCCCUUGGUGAAGAGCCUCCUUGGCCCCUACCUUGUUUUCAUGGCAUCCACCAUCAACGGCUAUGAGGGCACUGGCCGGUCACUGUCCCUCAAGCUAAUUCAGCAGCUCCGUCAACAGAGCGCCCAGAGCCAGGUCAGCACCACCGCUGAGAAUAAGACCACGACGACAGCCAGAUUGGCAUCAGCGCGGACACUGCAUGAGGUUUCCCUCCAGGAGUCAAUCCGAUACGCCCCCGGGGACGCAGUGGAGAAGUGGCUGAAUGACUUGCUGUGCUUGGAUUGCCUCAACAUCACUCGGAUAGUCUCAGGCUGCCCCUUGCCUGAAGCUUGUGAACUCUACUACGUUAAUAGAGAUACUCUCUUUUGCUACCACAAGGCCUCUGAAGUUUUCCUCCAGCGGCUUAUGGCCCUCUACGUGGCUUCUCACUACAAGAACUCUCCCAAUGAUCUCCAGAUGCUCUCCGAUGCACCUGCUCACCAUCUCUUCUGCCUUUUGCCUCCCGUGCCCCCCACCCAGAAUGCCCUUCCAGAAGUGCUUGCUGUUAUCCAGGUGUGCCUCGAAGGGGAGAUUUCUCGCCAGUCCAUCUUGAACAGUCUGUCUCGAGGCAAGAAGGCUUCAGGGGACCUGAUUCCAUGGACAGUGUCAGAACAGUUCCAAGAUCCAGACUUUGGUGGUCUUUCUGGUGGAAGGGUCGUUCGCAUUGCUGUUCACCCGGAUUAUCAAGGGAUGGGCUAUGGCACCCGUGCUCUGCAGCUGCUGCAGAUGUACUACGAAGGCAGGUUUCCUUGUCUGGAGGAAAAGGUCCUUGAGACACCACAGGAAAUUCACACCGUAAGCAGUGAGGCUGUCAGCUUGCUGGAAGAGGUCAUCACUCCCCGGAAGGACCUGCCUCCUUUACUCCUCAAAUUGAAUGAGAGGCCCGCUGAGCGCCUGGAUUACCUGGGUGUUUCCUAUGGCUUGACCCCCAGGCUCCUCAAGUUCUGGAAACGAGCUGGAUUUGUUCCUGUUUAUCUGAGACAGACCCCGAAUGACCUGACCGGAGAGCACUCGUGCAUCAUGCUGAAGACACUCACUGAUGAGGACGAGGCUGACCAGGGAGGCUGGCUUGCAGCCUUCUGGAAAGAUUUCCGACGACGGUUCCUAGCCUUGCUGUCCUACCAGUUCAGCACCUUCUCUCCUUCCCUGGCUCUGAACAUCAUUCAGAACAGGAACAUGGGGAAGCCAGCCCAGCCGGCCCUGAGCCGGGAGGAGCUGGAAGCACUCUUCCUCCCCUAUGACCUGAAGCGGCUGGAGAUGUAUUCACGGAACAUGGUGGACUAUCACCUCAUCAUGGACAUGAUCCCGGCCAUCUCCCGCAUCUAUUUCCUGAACCAGCUGGGGGACCUGGCCCUGUCCGCGGCUCAGUCGGCUCUUCUCUUGGGGAUUGGCCUGCAGCAUAAGUCUGUGGACCAGCUGGAAAAGGAGAUUGAGCUGCCCUCAGGCCAGUUGAUGGGACUUUUCAACCGGAUCAUCCGCAAAGUUGUGAAGCUGUUUAAUGAAGUUCAGGAAAAGGCCAUUGAGGAGCAGAUGGUGGCAGUGAAGGAUGUGGUCAUGGAGCCCACAAUGAAGACCCUCAGUGAUGACCUGGAUGAAGCAGCAAAGGAAUUUCAGGAGAAACACAAGAAAGAAGUGGGGAAGCUGAAGAGCAUGGACCUAUCUGAAUACGUAAUCCGUGGGGACGAUGAAGAGUGGAAUGAAGUUUUGAACAAAGCUGGGCCGAACGCCUCGAUUAUCAGCCUGAAAAGUGACAAGAAAAGGAAGUUGGAAGCCAAACAAGAACCCAAACAGAGCAAGAAGUUGAAGAAGAAUAGAGAUAGAAAGAACAAAAAAGAUAUGAAACUGAAGCGGAAGAAAUAGUGAAGAGAAACUUUGGCAUCAGUGUUUGAUCAUGGGAAGAUACUCUCACUUCCUGAACCCUCUCUGGCUGGACUGUUAAAAGCAACAAGAGUCCCCGGCACACCUGCAAACUGGCUGCGGAUUCAGCCUCCAGGCCUGUGUCAGUCUGUGAGCUCAACCUGGCUGAAGGCAGAGUCACUCCCAAAUGGGUCUCCUUAGAACUUGAUGGCUGGGCACUGCCACCUAGAAUUGCUAGGAGUCUCUCUCUCCCCAACCAGUCCAGGGCCCUCCUUUCCUAUAAGUUCAUAUUUUGCUUUGGGCCAGCUUUUUAGGCUCAUACCCGCACACGUGGAAGCCAUGUUGCCUCUCGUCCUCCUGAGGCCCUUAAGUACAUCGCUUUCUGGUGGUGCCCAGGGGGCUGCUGCUGGGCCGCUGGGUCUCUCUUUGUGGCCUUGUGCCUGGAGCAGGAGGACCUCCAGUCCGUCCCGGCAUCCCUAGCAGCACGCAGUUAGGUGCACCGGGGUUUGCUGAUGCAGUCUUGUGCUGUUCCACUCUUGGCUCCAGCAGAGCCACUGUCCCAGAAACACCUGAGCCUGUAGUUUGUGUAGGAUGCCACAUCUGCGUCCUCAAGACCUGUUAUCUCAUCCAUUUGGGAAAAGAUGUUGGGAAAGGCCAUUUUGCUCGCAGGGGUGAGGGGAGGGAUAGAGAAUCUAUUUUUAAUAAAUAAUAUUCUAGAAAGA